Lotus japonicus is the source of this 2053-nucleotide messenger RNA. RefSeq lists its product as uncharacterized. Lineage: Eukaryota; Viridiplantae; Streptophyta; Magnoliopsida; Fabales; Fabaceae. Gene Ontology annotation, molecular function: catalytic activity. The record is from RefSeq and is a predicted model, not a curated record. Bases 299 to 1831 code for a protein of 510 amino acids. The transcript is spliced from 7 exons.
UGCGCCUCUGCAGUCUGCAUUCCUUGGGAGACUAUUACGGAUCCUCCAAUCCAACCGUAUAUCCCAAGAAAAUCCUGCGAAUCCUGUCGGUCCAUCACAGCUUGGUCGCUUCACUCUCACUCUGACCUCCAUUCUUCUUGUUAUAACAAAUUUAGCCUUUGUUUGGUUGGUGAAGAAAAGUGAGAGGAAUGAAAAUGGAAGCAAACACAAGUGUUAUGUGUUCUGUUGUUCUGUGUUGUAGCUCCUAAACUUUUGCUUUUGCUUUUGCUUUUUGCAUAGUAGUUAUCUCAAUCCAAUCAUGAGAAAACGCACUCUAAUAAUUGCUCUAUUGGUGUUGUUGAGCAACCUUUGUGAGUCAACAUCAUCCCCUUCCCACUGUAAAGCAUGGCUAGUACAAUCCAUCCCCACCAAUAUGCCUCACCUCUCUCAAGUUCCUGGUGUCCUCUCCACUGGGGAUGUGCUUCGUUGGCUGGCUGAAAACUCCACCAAGAGGCUUGACAUAAUUGCUCAGUACUGGCAACUGCUAGCUUCUCCUGAUGAUCCUCACUCCGGAGAUUAUGGUUACACUCAACCCCAGAUGCACCAAUUUGGUGCUGAUCAAGGUGCUGCUCUUUAUCAAGCAUUAGAUUCUGCUGCAGACCGUGAUGUUAGUAUCAGGUUACUGUCCCACUCUGGGGUUUAUCCAACAUUUACACUAGAGCCAUCCAAGCUUGCUUCAGGAAGGCCAAAUGUUAAGAAUGUGACCCUGCUACUAGAGGAUUGGUGGGGAUCAGGCAUUGUCCAUGCCAAAGUUUGGAUAUCCGAUAAUAGGGAUGUGUAUAUUGGAUCUGCUAAUAAUGACUGGAAAUCUCUUACACAGGUCAAGGAAGUUGGAAUUUAUCUUACCGGUUGUCCUGGAGUUGCUAAAACAGUUGAAAUAUACUUUAACAAUUUAUGGACACUAGCAUCUCUGAAUUCUUCGGCUUACACAAAAACAGUGUUAGAUCAACAGUGGCAAGUUGAAAGAAAGGUUCCUUGCUGGUCGCAUUUUGUUGAUCCUAGAGAUAGAUGCGAGUCUCCUCUUCCUCAAUAUCUAGAGACUCCUCAUGUUGCAGGAUAUCCUAUUCUGUCUGAGCCUGAUAUGUUUGACGUUUCAAUAAAAACUCCCGGGUAUAACUAUUCAACAAAGCUCCCCCAAGUCUCUUAUCUCUCCUUUGCUCCCCCAGAGCUAUCAUUUGGCAGUUAUCAGGCUGAUGAGCAGGCAUGGAUUGACACAAUAAAAUCUGUUGAAAUGAAUGAGACAGUUAGAAUCAGUACCAUGGACUGGCUGGGCCAAUCACAGUUUCUGGACCAAACAAUUUACUGGUCAUCCUUAUCCUCUGCAAUAUCAGAGGUUGUGUUUUCAAAGCAUGCAACAGUGAAGAUAUUGGUUUCAUAUUGGGCACACUCCAUCAGUAACACAGAUGCAUACCUGAAGUCUCUUCUCUACUCCAACACUCUAUGCUCUUCCUCCAAAUACAACAAAUGCUCUGGCAAAGUUGAGAUCAAAUAUUAUGUGGUUCCUGGUUUCAACAAGACAGGACCUGCCAUUGAAGGUGAAAAUAGAACAGGAAACAUGUACCCUGGUUUCAGCAGAGUCAAUCAUGGAAAAUAUGCAGUUAGCAAUGUGAGGGCUCACAUUGGAACUAGCAAUCUUGUUUGGGACUACUUCUAUACAACAGCAGGUGUCAGCUUUGGGACAUACAACACUGCCAUAGUCUCUCAACUUAGUGAAAUUUUCGAUGCUGAUUGGACCUCACCCUAUGCUGUUCCAGUUCCAGAGCUGGAGAAAGAUCAUAAAUGUUCAAUCUAAUAAUUAGUUUUGUAUUUAUAGUUUCAAAUAGCUUUAUGUUCAUUCUUUAAUCAGUGGUAUUUGAAGGAUCCAACAGAAAAGAUAGAAAAGAAAAGUAACUUAAACAAGGGAGGCAGGGAGCAAGGAUCAUGAACACCAAUAAUAUUUUGUUGAAUUGGAAGCGAUAAUGAUCACAAGUGAGAAUUGUUUCAAUGCUUCAAGGAAAUUGAGUGAGAUUUUGCA